Carassius auratus (goldfish) is the source of this 3083-nucleotide messenger RNA. It is a transcript of the gene marveld2b, whose product is annotated as MARVEL domain containing 2b. The record is from RefSeq and is a predicted model, not a curated record. The coding region runs from base 779 to 2497 and encodes 572 amino acids. The transcript is spliced from 8 exons. Gene Ontology annotation, biological process: bicellular tight junction assembly. Lineage: Eukaryota; Metazoa; Chordata; Actinopteri; Cypriniformes; Cyprinidae. Gene Ontology annotation, cellular component: cytoplasmic vesicle; bicellular tight junction; apical plasma membrane.
GAUCAAAUCUAAUUCACAGAAAUAAUGUUAAAUUACAUGGGUGUUUCUCUUCAAAAGAUUAGAUUAACUUGGCAACUCUAAAACGUAGCUACACUGCAUAUUAAUUCUAGUCGGGAAAAAGUCACUCAUGAUAGAGAGUCAGUUUUAUUCACUUUUCAUCAGUCAUAUAAAAUCGCAGUUUCUAUUUGUGCUUUAUAGUUUUAUUUUCUCUCUUAUUCUCUCCUUUAAUGCUCUAUCAACAAUCAAACCAUAAUAUCUACUUCUAGUCCAGUCUCUCUGGCAUAUAUAUCAAGUGCAAGGAUAAAUAUAAAACUGAGAAAUAUAAUUGUUGUUGCCUCAGAUUUUUUACAUGAAGAUUACUACAUGGUUAGCUAUCCAAACGAACAGAUAAUAAUAUUUUCUAAAUUUUUACGAGUAGUAAAUAUAAACCGUUUAUGUUGUCAUUAAUUGCCUUUUGUACAUACACGGUACAAACAGUGCCAUCCUCCAUAAAUCCCCCAUACAAUUUGUGUUGAUAGAUGAGCUGAUUUCUUCAGAAAGAAGUGUUUCAUCUAGUGUUUCAUCGUUUUCUUGUCAAACUGGUUUGUAUGGUGACAUCACACACUGGGUCAGGAUAAGUCACGUGAUCAGUUCCCUUCCCUUCACCUGCAGCCCCAGGGCGGAAGACAGGUGUAAGUAUCGGUACCAGUUUGCUUUGUAAGGGGAAAAGCACGGUUUUAAAUUCACCCUGUGAGGCAAUGUAACUACCCUAGUUCGCUCAGCUGCUAGAACCAUUCCCAUGUCUUUUGGAAACGGGUCAGCGUCCCGCUUUGAUCGGGUCCGCGAUAUGCCUUACUAUGAUCAAGUGCCCAUUGGCUCACUGCCGUGGGGUCAGCAAGCUCCUUACCCACUCGGUGGUGAAGUGGCAGCAUCUAGCUAUGACAGUUUACCACCACCGCCUCUCCCCGGAAACCCUCCUGUUGGCCCUGAAUUCUACCCGAGUGAUGUUGAAGACCAGGUGGAUGAUGCCAUGGACAUCAAACCCGUCCGACGCUUCAUUCCUGACUCUGUGAAGAACUUCUUCAGAGCCAGUGGCAACCGAGGUAGCAAGAAAUGGACCUUUCCACCACCACCACCUGAUGUCAACAUCACCACCGAAGGCGUCCCGUGCUCUCCACCACACUCACGUGCACCCUCACCUACAGCCCCCAGCUCUUACCUAGACCCUUAUGGAGGGUCUGGAGGCAGCUACAAUUCAAGGAAGGAGCAGGCAACGUUAUUAGGGGAGCCGCUGGAAUCGGUGUCCGGUCGCUCUUUGAAGACGGCUAUGACUUACAGUGAGAAGGUGGAGGAAUACAACCAGCGCUAUGCAUAUAUGAAGUCCUGGGCUGGACUUCUGCGCAUUUUGGGAUGUGCAGAGUUGCUUUUAGGGGCUGCUGUUUUUGCAUGCGUCUGUGCAUAUGUGCACAAAGAUAAUGAAUGGUUUAAUAUGUUUGGUUACUCCAUGCAUCAGAUGUAUGGGGGAACAUCAAUGGGUGGGAUGUAUGGAGGAGCUGGAACUGGAAUUUCCUACUCGGGACCCUUGACUCCUUUUGUUAUUGUGGUGGCUGGAGUUGCAUGGAUAGUGACUAUCAUUCUAGUAGUGUUAGGCAUGACCAUGUAUUAUCGUACCAUUCUCCUAGACUCCGGCUGGUGGCCAAUCACAGAGGGUGUGGUAAACUUGGUGUUAGCGUUGCUCUACUUGUCAGCUGCAAUUGUGUAUGUGCGAGACACAGUGCGUGGAGGUCUCUGCUAUUAUCCACAUUUCAACGCUGGACCCAAUGCGGGGUUUUGCCGAACAGAGGCUGGACAGAAUGCUGCCAUCAUCUUCCUCUUUCUCAACAUGCUGUUGUAUCUCGUGGGAGCAUGCGUGUGCCUGAAGCUGUGGAGACAUGAAGCAGCAAGGAUGUACAGAGAGAGAAUGGGUCAAGAAAUGAAAUCAGAAGGACUUCCACUCCAUAUGAUUGGUGCCGGCUCAAGUGUCUCUGUGCCCAUCCUAACCGCUCCAGUAAUGUCCAGUCCAGAAUCUUAUGAUGGCAAACCUGCCAACCCAGUUAUGAUGGAACCAGAGAUCUUAAGGGGUCAUAUUCCUGCUGGCCACAUCCCAAAACCUGUGGUUAUUGCAGACUAUGUGGCGAAAUAUCCCACAAUCCAGUCUGAUGAGGAAAGGGAGCGAUACAAGGCUGUGUUUAAUGAUCAAUAUGCAGAAUAUAAAGAGUUGCAUGCUGAGGUUCAGGUCUUAACGCAGAAGUUUGAGGAAAUGGAUAAUCUGAUGAGGAAUCUCCCACAGCAGCCUUCCAGUCAAAUGGAGCAAGAGAGAAUCAAUGGCAUUAUUCAAGAGUAUAACAGAAAAAAGGCUGACCCGACAUACCAGGAGAAAAGGGAGAGAUGUGAAUAUCUGAAGAGUAAACUUGCACACAUAAAGCAGAAAAUUCAGGAGUAUGACAAAGUAAUGGACUGGAACGAUGGUUACAGCUAAACAGAACUCCAUUAUACUUUCUUCAAAGAGGGUCCCAGAAAAGAAGCAACUGUCCCAAAAAAAAAAAAAACAGUCCAUGGCUAUACCUUCAGGAAUUAACAGAGUUUUUGGUUUGGUCUUGGUAUUGAAAUAAUUUCAUAUUGAAUUCAAUGGCAAGAAAAUACAAAGAAAGACACCUACCACUUUAAACCCAGUGAAAAUGUCCCCUUCUCAUACUGAUAAUUAAUGUGGAGCAACAUGAGCAAUGUUUUGAUCAUAUAUAUUAUAUAUGAUGUUUUUAUAUAAACUUUUUAUUUUAGAAGUAGGUCCUUUGUAGAAAAUCACUGGAGUCUUUGAGCUUCCUGUAGUUAAGUGGAGAUAGAAAUAGCUCUCAAAUGAUAUUUGUUUAAAAAGUAAUAUCUCUAAUGAUUUUAAAUUUCUUGGUAUAUUUAUAGUUUAAUUUUCACUUUUGUGUCUUUUAUACGGUACAGAUAUGUGUGACUUAUAUGUAAAUAUUUUAUCACCAUGUGAAUUUAUCCUUCUAUUUCAUUUUUUUUUCAUUAAUAUUGGAAGUAGAUAAAAUAAACAUCUUUUUUAACUAAAUGAA